AUGUCAAUACACAGGGACAGCGUCAAGUAUAAAGUGUACGGAGGAAUGUCAACACACAGGGACAGCGUCGGGGAUAAAGUGUACGGAGGAAUGUCAACACAAAGGGACAGCGUCAAGGAUAAAGAGUACGGAGGAAUGUCAACACACAGGGACGGCGUCAAGUAUAAAGUGUACGGAGGAAUGUCAACACACAGGGACAGCGUCAAGUAUAAAGUGUACGGAGGAAUGUCAACACACAGGGACAGCGUCAAGGAUAAAGUGUACGGAGGAAUGUCAACACACAGGGACAGCGUCAAGUAUAAAGUGUACGUAGGAAUGUCAACACACAGGGACAGCGUCAAGUAUAAAGUGUACGGAGGAAUGUCAACACACAGGGACAGCGUCAAGUAUAAAGAGUACGGAGGAAUGUCAACACACAGAGACAGCGUCAAGUAUAAAGAGUACGGAGGAAUGUCAACACACAGGGACAGCGUCAAGUAUAAAGAGUACGGAGGAAUGUCAACACACAGGGACAGCGUCAAGGAUAAAGAGUACGGAGGAAUGUCAACACACAGGGACAGCGUCAAGGAUAAAGAGGCAUGUUUUUAUUUUUUAAACUGUAUAUGUAUACAGUAA
Pecten maximus is the source of this 615-nucleotide messenger RNA. RefSeq lists its product as uncharacterized. Lineage: Eukaryota; Metazoa; Mollusca; Bivalvia; Pectinida; Pectinidae. The transcript has a single exon. Bases 1 to 615 code for a protein of 204 amino acids. The record is from RefSeq and is a predicted model, not a curated record.